AUGUGUGAAACAAACGAUUCCAUACCCAUUGGUGCCCGUGUUUGGCCACCUUGCGAUAGCUCCGCAGCUUCGGACAUUGAUGAAGUCUGGGACGACAGUGAGCUGUUGGCCCACUACGAACAAGUUGAACUCCAAGUUAGGGUGGGCACCUGAGUUAGAUAUUUAAUUCAAAUACGCCUACUAAAGUCUUAUAAGUAAAUGUGUUUAUUUUAUUUACGUCCGCCAGGCACAAGUGGAGGCUUUCCGUGCCGGCAGAGCCGCUGUCCCCUCGAGACGGAGACGGAAGAAUCAUACAACCCGUACCAAGCGGAAGGAGAAGCUCAAACUUGAACUCCCAGUUGCGCCUUCCGAUAACCUUCACACAGCCUCCUCUUCCUGUCCUCUGGAUGCGCAGCAAGCCGAUCCUACCGUAGGUUGAUUUCGUGCAGCCUAGUUUUUGCAGCUUCAGUUUGGUGCAGAUUAGUCUCAAUUAUUUUCUACUUCCAGACCGGGGCUUCUGUUCUGUCUCCUGUCUACCCCUGGCUUUUGCCUAACGUGGAACUACCCUCGGAGUUCCUCGCCCUUCAACAAUCUGCUUAUACGAGUCAGUGUUGCAGGCAAGCACAGCCCAGUUAUGGGAUCCUUCUUUCUCUAAACCAUAUUUCAUACAUCACAGAGAAUUAUGCAGCAAACGGGCUUUUGUUCAUUGAAAACAAACUUCAUGCAUAUCAUUUACUUGGACCCGAAUGCGCUUCUUGGUUUCGAUUUCUUUAAACUUUUGCGAAGUUCUUCACCUUACUGUCAACUUGGUCAGGACCGCACAGUGCGAAUUAACUAUGGAAAUUUCGCCAGCCAUAAUGGUCGAUGCCCAUCGUCACCAGAUUCAGUUGAUAGGUGCAGGCUCGAGUGUCUGACGGCUAUUCUGCUGUCUAUACUGCUGUUGAACAGAAAACAGUCGCUGUGAGUGGAUAGUGGCAGUAUUGACCUGCACUUCUAUCCAUUUUGGGGGACCUUGGUACCCCUUUAAACAUGGAGGCAGGCUAAGUGGACGUGACCAGUAGCAGCUAUCUGGCACGCCGGCGCGCAGUGCUUACCGUAGCCUCCUUUUUUUUGUGGAUGUUCUUACUGCACCCAACGGGACUACUCGUUUUGACAAUUAUCGAUUUUAGUUGCGUUUGUCUCCAAGGCCCGGUGCCGUGGGGUUUUGCGCCGGGAAAACCUGUCCAGUUAGUCUCCUACACGCAAUAUAGUUAGCUGUUCUAUGCUUUUAUACAGCGUUUGCAGCUGUCACCGUCUCGCUGCAACACGCGACUGCCGCCUCGGUUAGCCCUAGUUGCCUGUUCUCAUUUCAGCUGUGUCCGUCAUAACCAGACCAUGGGAGCGUCAACUGGAACGAAUCUGUGCUACGUGCCUCCGUCACCGCCGCAGGCACUACAGUUCCCUUGCAUCACUGAGACCGCCCUGGCCGCGACUGCCUCAACCACUGCCGUGACUGCAAACAGCGAGUUUGACACCGCGGCCCUCCUCCGCGCAUGGUAUGAGGCAGGCUACGCCAUGGGCCAAGCACAUGCUGAGCAGGUAUCUCCCGCCGAAUACCAAGAAACCGGUUUCCACCUUACCUUGUCCCGUGGUUUUUAUCCUAUUUUUGGUGAAAUUCAUUUUUGAAGCAAUGUUUUCCCGGAAUAAAUGUGACUAAGGCAAUGGCGACAAAGCAUGCAGUAUUUGCUGACGGCAUAAACUUCGAGACCGCUCAUUCAGCUGCGUACGGUCAUUGCGUAGUUAUAUGACAAGGCAAACUGUUGAAUCAACAUCGACCUAAAGAGAUAAACCGUGAUAGGUAACCUGAAACAUGAGUCUGGUAUGCGGGUGCAUAUGGCGAGGGGGGGAGAGGGUGAGAAGUCAUCCAGGUAUGAGAGUUAGGACCACAGUGAGAACUUGUCCGGCGUGAUUUAGAGUGCAACGCGCGGGCAGCAUUCAGUCAUGCCGGGGAGGAGGUGGGGGCCAUCCCAGUUAGACCAGCUAAAGACAUUUUGCCUAUGCACGCCACAUCAAACUGUAUUUAUGAGUUUAUAUGUAGUUGCGGAUGCAAGUACAUUGGGCGCACGCAAAGGCAGUUGGCAGCUCGGUCAGCUGAACACAUGCCGAAGUGGCUAUUUAAGGUGGAAAAUAAGGUACCCAGGAGCUCAAUCACAAAGCACCUAGUGGGCACGGGCCAUACGGUGGACCCAAUGGUUGCAUCCAAGGUUCUGUUUCGGGCGUCAACCGGGCGUUUCUUGCGCUUUCCAGAGGCCGCUGCAAUACGGAGCAGGAAACCAGAACUCUGUAAGCAUUUGGACCACGUGAUAAACCAGGCACUACCAUGGUAAGGAUCGAUUAUGGACGAAACCCUGUCCCCAUAUCCGCCCUCUCAUUUCGCCCCCUCCCCGGCACAACUGAAUGCUGCCCGCGCGUUGCACUCUAGAUCACGCCGGACAAGUUCUCACUGUAGUCCUAACUCUCAUACCUGGAUGACUUCUCAUCCUCUCUUCCCCCUCGCCAUAUGCACUCGCAUACUAGACCCUUUCUUCAGGUUGCCUAUCACGUUUUAUCUCUCUAGGUCGAUGUUGAUUAAACAGUUUGCCUUGUCAUAUAACUACGCAAUGACCGUACGCAGCUGAAUGGGAGGUCUCGAAAUUUAUGACGUCAGUAAAUACUGCAUGCUUUGUCGCCUUUGCCUUAUUCAAAUUCACUUUUCUCAAAGAAUUCAUCAAGAUCUUGCAAAAAAUUAUAAUCCUAUGGGCGGAAUCCAAAAAACUUUUAUUGUUGACAAUUGCUGACCUUUUCUUUAGAGGGGUCUUGAAUAGCAGACAUAGAAUUAGUUCCCCGAUCUUGCAACCACUAGACUUGUCCGGAGCCGAAAACGCGGCUUAGGUUAAAGGCUGCCAGUUGUAGGAAUAGAACCUUGUUGUCCGGUGACUCCAUUACGUGAAGCACGCCCGGCGUACACUAAUGCAAUCAAACCCUGCAUUCCCUGGAUUUGGUUUUUUUGACAUAAUGGAUCAGUUGGCUUUUUAUUUCUUCACUUUUGAGUGUUCCUGAAUUUCUGCGCUAUAUAAGUUGAUGCAGGUCAAAGGGAAAGUAGGAAGUGUUCUUUGUCAGUGAAAGUGUUUGUCGUGGAGAUUCCAUUACGGUAAAAGAAUCCAACAGGGAAACAGUAUUGCGCUUCUAUGGUCCGAGCUAGAUUCCGUCCUCAUUAUUAUGCUGUACGUCACGAUUAAACUCCAUCAGUUGCUAGGCGGAAGUGAUGUAACCAGUUGAAACAUGCUAUCUUCCUAUGACCGCAAUUUCUAUAUUGCCCCUAAAACGGGGCACGCGCCAGAUGCGCUGGAGCAACAUGGGCUAGAUCGGAGUCCGACAGACCUUAUUGAGAAUGCGCACCCCUAGCAUAUGCAGUGCAUGGCCGAGCUCAUGAAAUGUUGGCCGAAAUUCUGAAAUAUGUUUUCGAUUAGGAAGGAUUACUUAGGUGGGGUUGUUAAUAUUGAUUAGCAUGCAGCAUAAUCGUAUAGCAUUUCGUAUUCACCAGGAUGUCGGCAUUUGGAUGCACUCCUUUCUGACCUUCUGCAAAAACCGCGAUCUGUAAAAGAUGACUACUUAAGUAUCAUGCAUUUUUCGUAUUGAUUUUCGGUGGUCUCACAAAUUUAAAUAUAUUUUUUAGAAAACGUACACAAAAAUAAGCCUUAUUUUACUCGUUCUGUAGAAAAUCACACUGUCUUCAUAUUUUAUACCUGAAGAAAGUGUAUAUUUAGGUUUUCACAAAGUUUCUAAUUAUGCCGUGUUCAAGACCGUGCGAUGUUCUUGUAUACAACAUCGUACAUGUCCGUUUACCAAGGCUUCUCAUGAAAUAUACAACACAGUCCGGAUCCAUUGCAAAAUUUUAUGAACUCUUUGUGGUAUCUUCUUAAAAGAAUAGAGGAAUAUGCGGAAAGCAUUCACCUUGUAAACUGAAAUCGCUAAACGCCAAUGCAAUGGCAGAUGUGGCUUAAAAUUAUUCGGAGAUUGAAAAUUUUUUUAAAACCUAAAUAUACACCUUCUUCAGGUAUAAAAUAUGAAGACAGUGUGAUUUUCUACCGAACGAGUAAAAGAAGGCAUAUUUUUGUGCAAGUUUUUUAUAACACAUAUUUGGAUUUAUAAGACCAUCAAUAUGAAAAACGCAUGUCACUUAAGUAGUCGGUUUUUACCAUGUGCGGUUCCUAUAAGAGGUUGAAAAGAAGUACAUUCAAAGGCCGACACCCAGGCAAGUCCGAAAUAUUUUAAAAUGCAUGAUAAUUAGUAUAACAGCCUUACUUAAGUAAUCCUUGCUAAUCGAAGACGUAUUUCAAAAUUUCGGCCAACAUUUCAUGAGAUCAGUCACGCACUAUACUAACACUGGUGUGUGUGUGUGUUGUGCCCUCAAAACGGGCCACGUGUUAGAUGCGCUGGACCAACACGGGGGCCACAUCGGACAUUGGCAGGCGUUAUCUGUGCGCAAUAACAAAUGCCAACAUUCCCGGGGUGCGCUGGCGGACCCUGUUGUCGGCAUUCGUCGCACAACUGGACCACUGUCUCCACCCCAUUUUUUUGUGGUCAAAAUCCUGGUCUUGGUGUGUGGACCAGGGGUGCGGAGUGGAGCGCCAAGGCGAAGACCCGUCCGAGCCAUCCACCUGCGGCCUCCCCCGUCUCCGGUCUUCUUGACUCUGUCUUGACACCGGGCCCAGGCGGCGGAGGAGGAGAGAGUGUAGGUAGAUGCUACGCAAGUCUACUGGCACUAUAAACCCCUGCGUAAGUCACCGUCCCUGCUCCCACAAUGCAGUCUGUGGGGCACACGGUGGUCAUCAUCGAAAUCGACGGACGAACUGUCCUCGUGUGUGUGUGUGUGACUACACGCCUAAUUGCAAGCUCACACUGCGCCAAUUGGGAUCUAUGCCGCCCCCUUUUCUUGGUGCAUGAAAUCUUGGCCAGUGUACGUUGUAGACCGUGGGGUGUGGUGGUGCGCCAAGGUACGGGUUUUCGCCUUGCCAGCCACCUGUGUCCUCUUGCCUCCGGCCUUUUUGACUCUGUCCUGACACCGGAUCCAGAUAGAGGAGGAGGGGGGAGUGCGAUAGAUGCCGCGAAAGCCUACUAUCACUAUACACUAAUUCACGCGCAAGCCAACGUCCCUGCCCCCACCCUGCUGUCUAGCACACGGUUAACAUCGUUGAAAUCGGCGGUCGAACUGUCGCCUAGACCAAUUAUAGUAGCUUGUGAGAUAAAUUGGACAGCGGGAGCCCUGCACCUUGCUUCUGACUGGCUUCGUUCCCCUUGUAAAAUUGGAGUAUUGAAUUUGACCACUGGUUUUGCUCAUAAUGAGAUAUUUUUACACAUCCUACUUCGGCAUUUUUCAGCAUCGUUUACGUUCAAAGACGUACUCUUUUUAGGUACUCGGCGUAAGAAAAGGCAAAUCCGUCUCGACCAUUGGCACAGGGAACAGUAGCUUAGAACAGUGA
Messenger RNA from Spirometra erinaceieuropaei, 5480 nucleotides. The record is from the annotation of a GenBank genome assembly. NCBI's taxonomy places the organism in Eukaryota, Metazoa, Platyhelminthes, Cestoda, Diphyllobothriidea, Diphyllobothriidae.